ACAGACAGACAGACAGACAGACAGACACAUAGGCAACGAGAUACAAAGACUAAGCGCGAAGAACAAGAUUCGAAUUCAUUCAGCAUAUCCGGGACCUCGCAA
This is a messenger RNA of Corticium candelabrum, 102 nucleotides long. RefSeq lists its product as uncharacterized. The annotation marks the transcript as partial. NCBI's taxonomy places the organism in Eukaryota, Metazoa, Porifera, Homoscleromorpha, Homosclerophorida, Plakinidae. The record is from RefSeq and is a predicted model, not a curated record. The transcript is spliced from 2 exons.